CUGUAAUUAAUUUAGAUGUUUAAACGAUUUCCGUAUAAUUGCUAUUUGUUAUUUAUUUUUCCACAGCCAUGGAGGCGAAAAUUUGUCGCAGUUCAUCAGAACGCGUGUACAUCAGGAAUAUCUCUUCUCUUUGAGUUGUACCAGGAUGAAUUCACGUACAAGCAGGUGGCAUGCGUCCUACUCAACGACAUCACGUCUGUUAAAAGAUGUACAUCAAAAACUAACCGACAUGCUUUUGCAGUUCUCUCACCGAGACGACAACUCUAUCUGGCCGCAGAUAGUGAGACCGACGCCAUAGAAUGGGUUGCUAUGCUUAGGAAAUUUAUGGUUAAGAAGCCAGUUAAAAGAGAGCCGCCACCAGCUGAAUCUGAGGAUGAUGAUGUUUUCAACAUUUCCAUUAUACCGAAUGAUCAUUCCGAAAGACUGGAAUUAUAUGAAAACUAUCGACUGACUACCGACAGCCCUCAUUUGUGUCUUUACAAUUCAAGAUCAGCGGUCGUCCUCCAACUAAAACUAGCAAACCUUAAGCGUUUCAUGCUGACGAAGAAAUGUCACGAAAAGGAUACCGACAAGAUAUUACACAUAUCAACCAAUGCGAGGUGCAAGUACGGUGAAUGUGAACUUAUUCUUUAUACUAAUCGGGGAAAACAGUUAAUCGCAAAAAUUCUUGAGCAGGUCACAAUGAACAGACAUACUAGGGUUUCGAGACGAAGAUCAAUAACUUCGUCCAUGAUCUUUGACAUUACACCUGAGGACCUAGCCAGGCUUGGGACGAUUUCUGAGUCGAGUUCCUCCCAGUCGGAUGAGGACGCCAUUAAGAGUGAAAAAGAUACUGCGUCUGAACAAAGUGGAGGAAGUGAUACGCUAGUUAGAGAUGUACGACCAAAGGAUACUAACGGAGUAAAGGCAUACCAUCAGGAAAGUCCUACUUUACAGAAGUGCACAACUAAACAACCUAGAACUCCAACUGUUGGUAAACCAGUGCUAAAGAAACGUCGGGCACCACCGCCUCCGGCAUCAACAUCUCCAACUUCAUCAGACAGGAGGCAACUUGAGUAUUCGCCAUCAAUUGCGUCUUCAACUAGCACUGUUAGCACAGUGACGUCAGUACCAGAAGACGAUAGGUUCUCGGAAAGUUCUAAAACUGGAACAAUAAAAGCAUCACCAGGCAACGGUUCAGGUUCAUCAACAUCGCCAAAAGAAGAACGUGCUUUCAAGGGAGCGGUACUAAUCACCCCUAAACCCUCACCACCUCGACCAAAAUAUCCUCCAAAACUGUCACCAAUGCUUCAGGCUAAAUAUAAGACUGGUUCUGUGGAGACAAUAUAUUCUAACAAGGAGAACCGUUUCAACUCCCCACCAGGAUCACCUAUAUCGAUUGCAUCAACUACCUGUUCGUUUAGUAGCGAAGAAAGCUCUCCGCCUAUACCUCCAAGGCGGCGGCGAAGGCAGAAGAACGCAACGCUUGAAAGGUGCACGAACAUACACACUGAGACGACAAAGCAACCGUCUCCUAAGCUUACAUUGAAGCAGAUUGCUAACGGAGAAGUACCUAAUGAUCUACAGACAAAAGCCUCCACACUGCAGAGACCUCUUGCGAAUAACUCAACCCUUGCUCAACUUCCAAAUGGCGGUAUUGCCAAUUACAAUAACAAUUCGUCAACAUCUUCGGAGGACUCGGAUUCUGACGGAUUCUAUUCGGAUAAUUCCGAUGACGUAACCGCAGGAAAUUGGUAUUACGAUAUUCGUCCGUAUAUUAAUACCGCUGAAGUAAAUGUGGAAACUAAAGAUGGACUAGAAAAUUUGUCAUUAGCCGCAGAAGUAAAUCAACAAACGAAUAAAACGUAAAAUUUGAGGAAGUUAUUAAAAGCGAGAACCGAUGAACAUGUGGAAUUUCGUUAAAAUAUCCAUGGCUAAGGAAUAAGAUAAUGUGAACAAGGCAAC
Anneissia japonica is the source of this 1944-nucleotide messenger RNA. Its product is annotated as mucin-5AC-like. The transcript is spliced from 3 exons. The record is from RefSeq and is a predicted model, not a curated record. Lineage: Eukaryota; Metazoa; Echinodermata; Crinoidea; Comatulida; Comatulidae. The coding region runs from base 16 to 1848 and encodes 610 amino acids.